Molecule: messenger RNA, 1641 nt
Organism: Asparagus officinalis (garden asparagus)
Lineage: Eukaryota; Viridiplantae; Streptophyta; Magnoliopsida; Asparagales; Asparagaceae
Exons: 3
Coding region: 1-1641 (546 amino acids)
Molecular function (GO): nucleic acid binding; RNA-DNA hybrid ribonuclease activity
Source: RefSeq, a predicted model, not a curated record
AUGAACCCUACAAAAUCAUUCUUGGGGAUGUCGAGCGGCAAGUUCCUCGGCUUUGUUGUCACGACAAAGGGAAUUCACAUCGAUCCCAACAAGGUCCGAGCUAUCCAAGAGCUCCAACCUCCCAGGAAUCUGAAGGAAUUGAGAGGACUACAAGGACGUCUAGAUUACAUUCGAAGAUUCAUCGCUAACCUUUCAGGUAAAUGCGAACCCUUCUCCAAGCUGAUGAAGAAAGGCGUUUCCUUCAUAUGGGACGAGCCUUGCCAACGAGCAUUCGAUGAGAUCAAGAACUAUCUCUCGAAUCUGCCUGUUUUAGCGGCCCCCAUUUUAGGGAAACCCUUCCUAAUCUACAUUCGUGCAAUGGAGCAUUCUCUCGGCGCCCUCCUAGCACAGAAUGACGAAGUCGGGCAUGAGCAAGGCAUCUAUUACCUGAGUAGGACCCUACAGGGAGCCGAACGACGAUACCCUAUGGUUGAGAAGGAAUGUCUAGCCCUGGUGUUUGCUAUCCAAAAUAUGCGACACUACUUGAAGUCUGUCAAAGGACAAGCAAUUUGCAAUCUCAUGGUCAGCCAUCCGCUUGAGUCGAAGACUAACCUGUUCGAAGACAUGUCAGAUGAGACUCACAAAGUCAACGUGACCUCACAGGAAGAUGUAUGGCGACUUUACUUCGACGGUGCAUCCCGGGUAGGCACCAACGGGUCUAUUAUCACAGGUGUAGGAGUGGUCUUGGUCUCUCCACAGAACCACGUCCUACCCCGAUCCUUCUCCCUAACCGAACCAUGUAUCAACAACGUGGCUGAAUACAAUGCACUGCUCAUCGGACUUGACUUCGCCAAGGAGUUGGGGGUGAAACACCUUGAGGCUUAUGGUGACUCUCAGCUCAUCAUCAAGCAGAUGACAGGGGAAUAUGAAGUCAGAAAUGACGACCUAAUCCCAUGUCACCAAGAGGCUAUCAAACUAGCCGGAUCAUUUGACAGCUUCCGCAUCAAGCAUAUACUUCGCUCCAAGAACACACAUGCAGAUGCUUUGGCGUCAUUGGCAGCUAACCUAGCCCAGCCGUUAGGAACAUGCCAACACGUCACCGUCGCCAGCCGACGACUCUUCAAAUCAGAAGACACUCCGGCUGAAGCUAACACUACUUACCAGGCACCAGAUCAGUCUAAAGAGAGGGAUUGGCGUUUCCCAAUCAUUGACUACGUAUUGUAUGGUAUUCUACCUGAAGAUGUCAAAGAACGGGAUUCUGUUCGCAGACACGCUCCGAGAUUCUAUUAUGAUGCGACCACAAAGGCGCUUUAUCGUAGGUCAUAUGAUGGCAUAUUGCUUCGAUGUCUCUCAACGACGGAAGCACGUGAAGCCCUGAAGGAAGCCCAUGGCGGUACUUGCGGAGCCCACCAGCCUGGGCCCAAACUCUGCGAUCGCUUGCGAAGGAUGGGCUACUAUUGGCCCAGGAUGAUCAGCGACGCGGUUGCUUACGCCAAGCAUUGCCAUAAGUCCCAAAUCCAUGCUAAUUACCUCCAUCAACCGCCAGAGGAUCUGCAUCCGACAGCGACCUCGUGGCCGUUUGAGACAUGGGGGAUGGACGUCGUCGGACCGAUAUCUCCUCCAUCUGCAAGAGCCUUUGCUCACGGGCCUCCUUCUGAGUAG